GGGGGCAACUACAACAAAGGGCGGCGGGCGGCAGGCGGCAGUGACCGCGUCUCCUGGUGCUCUUUCAGGCCGAACCUUGGCCCUCCGCCUGCUCCGCUCCAGAUGAAGUGUGAGCACUGCACGCGGAAGGAAUGUAGUAAAAAAACAAAAACCGAUGACCACGAGAAUGCAUCAAUCGAUGUACCAAGUCUGGGCCAUGAGCAUGCAGAGAAGGGAGAAUUCCAUAAGUUGGCUGAUGCCAAGAUAUUUCUGAGUGACUGCCUGGCGUGUGACAGCUGUGUGACUGCGGAGGAAGGGCUCCAGGUUUCCCAGCAGAACGCCAAGGACUUCUUUCGAGUUCUGAACCUUAAUAAGAAAUGUGAUACCUCACAGCACAAGGUGCUGGUAGUGUCGGUGUGUCCUCAGUCUCUGCCUUACUUUGCUGCCAAAUUCCGCCUCAGCGUGACGGAUGCAUCCAGAAGACUCUGCGGCUUCCUUAAAAGUCUUGGGGUGCACUAUGUCUUUGAUACGACAAUCGCUGCGGACUUCAGCAUCCUGGAGAGUCAGAAGGAAUUUGUGCAUCGCUACCGCCAGCACAGUGAGGGGGAGCCCGCGUUACCCAUGCUCAGCUCCGCCUGUCCGGGCUGGGUCCGAUAUGCGGAGCGGGUGCUGGGUCACCCUGUCACCCCCCACCUCUGCACCGCCAAGUCUCCCCAGCAGAUCAUGGGCUCUCUGGUGAAGGAUUACUUCGCCAGACGGCAGAACCUGUCCCCAGACAAGAUUUUCCAUGUUCUCGUGGCCCCUUGCUACGAUAGGAAACUGGAGGCCCUUCGAGAAGAUGUUCCCACAGCUUCACACGGCUCCCGGGGUGCUGACUGCGUGCUAACCUCAGGUGAAAUCAUUCAGAUAAUGGAGCAAAGCGACCUCGUGGCAAAAGACGCAGCGGUUGACACUCUGUUUGGAGGCCUGAACGAGGAGGAGAUGAGGCGCCAUGACGGAGCCAGCUCUGAUGGGUACCUGGCGCACGUCUUCAGACACGCGGCCAAGCAACUGUUUGACGAGGACGUGGGGGAGGUCACCUACCGCACCCUGAGGAACAAAGACUUCCAGGAGGUCACCCUUGAAAAGAAUGGGGAGGUUCUUUUACGCUUCGCUGCUGCGUAUGGCUUUCGAAACAUCCAGAAUGUGGUUCUGAAACUGAAGAAGGGCAAGUUCCCAUACCACUUUGUGGAAGUGCUUGCCUGUGCCGGGGGGUGUCUGAACGGCAGAGGUCAAGCCCAGGCGGAGGAUGGGCGCACAGACAAGGAGCUGCUGCGGCAGAUGGAGGGCAAGUACGCGGACGUCCCCGUGCGGCCCCCCGAGAGCAGCACCCACGUUCAGGAGCUGUACCAGGAGUGGCUGGAUGGGGCCGACUCCCCCAGAGUCCAGGAGGCCCUGCACACCGUGUACCAGGGCCCAGGGCUCCCUGCUGCCAGCCGAGACAUCAAGUGGUGAAGGUGGGCAAGGAGGUGGCCCCGCCAGCUGCCCAGGGAGGGAACCACUGGGAGAAGGCCGCUCUGCCCCUCAGUCGUUCCUGUGCUUUCUGGAGCUCUUUCCUCCUGUGUGUUGGUGGCUCCCUCCCUCGGUCCGACGUGGUGCUAUCUUCAUAACAUGUGCGACUGGCAUAUUUUAACACAGGAAAAGGAUUGCCCCAAUUUAAUAUACUUUUAUCUUAAGACUGAAAAAUAUCCCAAAGAACAAAAAUAGAGACAGACCACUAUCUUUUAGCCUUCAACAAAAAAAUCUCAAAAGUGUCAUGUGAAGAGCUAAGACCCCAGAAGUCCAGAUUCAUUUGCCUCAGAGCAAUUUGAUGUGGAAAUAAAGACAGAAGGCGGGUAGGCUGUGGGGUGGUGGGGCCACGGUCCACGGUCUGCCCCACUUGGCUUUUACUUUACCCACUCACGUUACUCCUGAAAACGUCAGAACGUGAAUAAAUUGCAUCCUUUCAGAAUCGGGGGCUCAUGUACGAAGCUGGCUUUCCAGAUGUUCUGAUGGCGUAGGCCACGCUCCUUGCCGCCGUGGUUGUCACAGAUGGUAGCAGCUCCCUCCUGGGACCAGACCCCAAUCAGGGGGCCCCAGACUUGUACUUUUACACUGAGCCUCAAGGCCGGCCUGGGAGGCCUGGCAAGGGGGACAGAAAGAUGGAGGACAGACUGGCUGCCCCGCUCAAGCCAGGGUGUGUGAGCGGGAGGCAGCCACCUCAGUCCCUCCCUGGCGGGGUUAGCAGGGGACAGCCUCACCCCGCCCUUUGCUGCUUGAGGGACGGUCAUCCUGCAGCCCACGCCGCUCCUGUGAGCACCUGAAAGAAGGAACAUGAUGCAGUUUACCACGAUACAAACAAGGGCUAGCGAGCAGCCAGAAAUCUCCAGACCCGGCGCAUCACAUCUGGGCUCAUCCUCCACAGGAAGACCUCUGCAAAUGCCUCAGUUUAGAUUUUCAAAGCACUUGGAUUUGGUUAACACGAGUGAUGACCCUCGUGAGCCCUCCAUGCCGCGGGCCCAUUCCGGGCGGGCUCCAUUUCCCUCAUCGUGCUCCGUAUCGUAUCGUACCCAUAGACCUGUCCAGGUUAAUAGCGGGAUAGUGUGUGAAACUGCACAUUUUUCCUUUCAGUCUGUUCAUACUCGGGUUUCAUCCUCCAGGGUAACUAUGGAAUAAACAGUUGCAGAACGUG
Molecule: messenger RNA, 2689 nt
Organism: Suricata suricatta (meerkat)
Lineage: Eukaryota; Metazoa; Chordata; Mammalia; Carnivora; Herpestidae
Gene: NARF
Product: nuclear prelamin A recognition factor
Exons: 11
Coding region: 103-1473 (456 amino acids)
Cellular component (GO): lamin filament
Molecular function (GO): lamin binding
Source: RefSeq, a predicted model, not a curated record